This is a messenger RNA of Physeter macrocephalus (sperm whale), 4927 nucleotides long. RefSeq names its product ganglioside induced differentiation associated protein 2 (gene GDAP2). NCBI's taxonomy places the organism in Eukaryota, Metazoa, Chordata, Mammalia, Artiodactyla, Physeteridae. The transcript is spliced from 14 exons. The coding region runs from base 232 to 1758 and encodes 508 amino acids. The record is from RefSeq and is a predicted model, not a curated record.
UUCGCCUGCCGGGGCUCCUGCAGCUGGUCUUUCCAGCCUCCUGGGACAUUGGCUGCUUUACCGCCGAACUCCUGGCAAGGCUUGUCCGGGGAUGCCGCUCGGCCGCUUUCCACGAGGAACUUAACCCGCCGUGCCUACCUCCCGGAUGGGACCGCCGGAAUGCUCUAAAGUCUACAGUGAAUAUUGAAUUGCUGAGGAAUUUGGGAAAAGACAAGCUGAAGUUCCCAUUCCAUGGAUCCCUUGGGUGCACCUUCCCAGUUUGUGGAUGUGGAUACACUACCAAGCUGGGGCAAUUCUUGUGAAGAACAAUUAACUACUUCUGAUACGGCAGCUGAAACAUAUCAGGAAGAGACUAUUAGAUCACCUUUUCUUUACAAUAAGGAUAUCAAUGGAAAAGUGGUUCUCUGGAAAGGAGAUGUGGCAUUACUCAACUGUACAGCUAUUGUGAAUACCAGCAAUGAAAGUCUUACUGAUAAGAAUCCUGUGUCAGAAAGUAUCUUCAUGCUUGCAGGGCCUGAUUUGAAGGAGGACCUCCAGAAACUUAGAGGUUGCCGGACAGGUGAAGCAAAAUUGACAAAAGGAUUUAAUCUAGCUGCCCGGUUCAUCAUUCACACAGUGGGACCUAAGUACAAGAGCCGCUAUCGCACAGCCGCUGAGAGUUCCCUAUACAGCUGCUACAGAAACGUACUUCAGCUGGCAAAAGAGCAGUCCAUGUCUUCUGUUGGAUUCUGUGUCAUUAAUUCUGCAAAACGAGGUUACCCUUUAGAGGAUGCAACACACAUAGCACUUCGCACGGUAAGGAGAUUCCUCGAAAUUCACGGAGAGACUAUUGAAAAAGUAGUAUUUGCUGUCUCUGAACUUGAAGAGGCUACUUACCAAAAGCUGCUACCUCUGUACUUCCCAAGGUCAUUAAAGGAGGAGAGUUGCUCAUUGCCAUACCUACCUGCAGAUAUUGGAAAUGCAGAAGGGGAGCCUGUGGUACCUGAACGGCAGAUAAGAAUAAGUGAAAAACCUGGCGCCCCGGAGGACAACCAAGAAGAGGAGGAUGAAGGCUUGGGAGUUGAUCUCUCUUUCAUUGGCUCUCAUGCUUUUGCUCGAAUGGAAGGAGAUAUUGAUAAGCAAAGAAGACUGAUCCUUCAAGGACAGUUAUCAGAGGCAGCCCUGCAGAAGCAGCAUCAAAGAAAUUAUAAUCGCUGGUUGUGUCAAGCAAGAUCUGAGGAUCUAUCUGAUAUUGCUUCUCUGAAAGCCUUAUACCAAACAGGUGUUGAUAACUGUGGUCGCACAGUAAUGGUGGUAGUUGGAAGAAACAUUCCUGUAACGUUAAUAGAUAUGGACAAGGCUCUCUUAUAUUUUAUCCAUGUAAUGGAUCACAUUGCUGUGAAGGAAUACGUAUUAGUGUAUUUUCACACACUGACCAGCGAAUACAAUCACCUGGACUCUGACUUCCUGAAGAAACUCUACGAUGUUGUUGAUGUCAAGUACAAGAGGAAUUUGAAGGCUGUUUAUUUUGUUCAUCCAACAUUUCGUUCAAAGGUAUCAACAUGGUUUUUUACCACCUUUUCUGUCUCAGGACUGAAGGACAAAAUCCACCAUGUGGACAGCCUCCACCAGCUGUUUUCUGCCAUCUCGCCAGAACAGAUCGACUUUCCUCCUUUUGUCCUUGAAUAUGAUGCCAGGCAACCACCUCCCUCUGAUCCCGUAGUUGCCUCAGCAGAUUUGCUGUGCAUGCAUCUUACGAAAAUGUUUCCUACAAAAUAGUAAUGAAAUACUAGCAGCUGUCAUCUAUAGGAUACCAGGCAUUGUAAGUAUAUUAUCUCUCAUCCUUACAGUAACCUUGCAAGGUAGGUAUUUCCCCCACUUUACAGGGAGAGAAAAGAUUCUUGAAGUAAAGAAACAAGCCAUAGGUAAUAUCAGGUAAUAGGUUUUGGAAGGGCAGAGAAGAUUGGGUAACUCUACCAUUACAAAGCUUCCUAAACUCUUGGGCUAUCCAUUAGCGGUAUUGGUCUGGUAUAUAAAAGCAUAGGCUUCUCUUCAAAUCACAUCUCAGCCAUUUACUUGCUCUGUGACCUUGGACUCAUUUCCCAACCUCUUUGAAUUUCAGUUCUUUCAUAUGUAAAGAGUACUUACCUCUUAGAGUCGUUUUGAGGAUCAAAUGACUUAAUAGUUCUAAAAUUCUCAUAAAUAUUAGCUGUUGUCUUAUUUAAAUAUUCUAAUUGCUAUGAUCAAGCUGUCUCACUUUGCAGACUUAUCACAUGCACUUGGCGCCCUAAUUUUAAGUUGUGUCAUAUUACCAAUUCACAAGAUGUAUGAUAUAUUUGGUAUGUCUCUCCUUCCAGAGGAAACGACAUUUUAAAUCAGGGGUUGGCAAACAUUUUUGCUAAAGGACCACAUAGUAAAUAUUAUAGGUUUUUCAGGCCAUAUGGUGUCUUGUCACAACUAUUCAGCUGUGCUGCUGUAGUGUGAAAGCAGCCAGAGAUAAUGCUUGAGCAAAUGGGUGUGCCCAUGUUCCAAUAAGACUUUAUUUAUGGAGACAGGAAUUUAAAUUUAAAUAAUUUUCAUGUAUAUUAAAAUACUAUUUCUCUUCAUUUUCAACAGUUUAAAAAUGUAAAAGUCACAUUUAGCUUGAAGGCCAUAUGAAAACAGGCAGUGGGCCUUAGUUUUGCCAACCGCUUUUUAAAUAAUUCAGUGAUUCUUUAAAGAGGAUGAAUCCAGCAAAGUUCACAUUAAGGAAAAGCAAUGUGGAGGAAGAAAAUUAAGAGCCAGUUGAUCUAUCAACUAGCUAGCCCAGAUCAUAGCUAUAUUGAUCACUCCCUGGUCUAACACAACCAUGCAACCCCUUUGAGCUUAACGUUUUUAUCUAUAAAAAUGAACUAGUAUUAUCUCUCUGACCUAUACCUAUUUCUUCCUGGGGAAGGGAGCUUAACGUUUUUAUCUAUAAAAAUGAACUAGUAUUAUCUCUCUGACCUAUACCUAUUUCUUCCUGGGGAAGGGAGUUUAAUAAUACUUAUCAUUUAUUGAAUUUAUACCUUUGUGCUAGAUUUUUGAAUCAUUUUAGUUCCAAUCUUCUUAUUAUCCACACUUUACAGAUGAAGAAAUGGAGGCUCAGAGGCAAAUAACCUGCUCAGUGUUACAAUACCAGUGUCUAAACCCAGGUGUCUGACUCUCAUCAACCCUCCAACCCUCUCAAUACAAUACAAACUCCCUGAGAGUAGGGACCUCAUUGGACUUGCUCUGUGCUAAAUCCCCAGUGCCUAGACUAGUACCUGGUAUAUAAUAGGCAUUGUAUAAGUGCUUAUUGAAUUAACAAAUGAAUGGGUUUUUCCAUUAUGCCAGUGGUCCUUAAUCUUUUUUAAGAUCAGGGAUAACUUUGGGAGAGAAAGUAAAGUUCUGGACCAUCUCUCCAGAUAAAUUAAAUUUCAGACUUAGAAAACUUGCCUUAAAUAUUUGGCCAACUACUGAAAGAAGAUGCUGUUCACAUACUCUGAAUAAUACUGAUGAUAAUUCUUACCAUAAUUAUGGAAACAGGAUUUGGAGGUGUCUUGUUUCUUUCUGCUCUUGAAAUCAUGAUGUUAAAGGCAUUAAACAAGGCCUAAAAUGUUUCCUUCUCUACAGUUGCUCAUAGCACCCGGGCACACUUUUUAAAACUCUUGAUUCCCUUAAAAAUCACUUUCUCAGGCUUCCCUGGUGGCGCAGUGGUUGAGAGUCCGCCUGCCGAUGCAGGGGACACGUGUUCAUGCCCCGGUCCGGGAAGAUCCCACAUGACGUGGAGUGGCUGGGCCCGUGAGCCAUGGCCGCUGAGCCUGCGCAUCCGGAGCCUGUGCUCCGCAAAGGGAGAGGCCACAACAGUGAGAGGCCUGCGUACCGCAGGGAGUCCCCCUGCCAAUGCAGGGGAUGCGGGUUAGGGCCCUGGUCCGGGAAGAUCUCACAUGCCGCAGAGCGGGUAGGCCUGUGUACCACAACUACUGAGCUUGCGUUCUGAAGCCCGCAAGCCACAACUACUGAGCCCGCGAGCCCGUGCACCACAACUAGGGAAGCCCACAUGCCUAGAGCCCGUGCUCUGCAGUGGGAGAGGCCACCGCGGUGAGAAGCCCGUGCGCAGCAAUGAGGAGUGGCCCCCGCUCACCGCGGCUGGAGGGGGCCCGCGUGCAGCAACAAAGACCCCAUGCAGCCAAGAAUAAAUAAAUAAAUAAAAUAAAGAAAUAGAAAAAAAAAUAGAACGUAAUGCUGUGAAUCAAAAAAAAAAAAAGACUUUUAUUGGGUCCAAGUUGCUUCAACAUGAAAAGUGAGAAGCCAAAGCCUAUUAAGACUAACAUGCAAUUUUUUGCCUUCAGAAAUGCAGCUGUGAGGGCAUUAUCUAUUCCUUACUACCCAAAGGCCAACCAAAUCUGAAUCCAGUAUGUAACUCAAAAUAGGUCUGCUGCUGCUUCUUGUCAUUUACUUACAACUUUACUGUCUACCCCAUGGCCUCCUGUUAAGUCAAUGAGAAGGAGAUAUUAAUGUUCCAACAUUAUUAAAUUCAGAUGUUACCAAUUUUUAUUCUCUCCUAUAAAGCAUUUGUUCUUUAUAUACCCUUACCGUUUACAUCAAGACCUUGAGAUCAUGACUCACUCCAGGUAAAUAGUAAGAUUAAGGAUAUUUUGUUUCCACAGAAUGUUAUAAAAACAAAAUCCGGGGCUUCCCUGGUGGUGCAGUGAUUAAGAAUCCGCCUGACAAUGCAGGGGACACGGGUUUGAGCCCUGGUCCAGGAAGAUCCCACAUGCCAUGGAGCAGCUGGGCCCGUGGACCACAACUACUGAGCCUGUGCUCUAGAGCCCGUGCUCUACAGCAAGAGAAGCCACUGCAAUGAGAAGCCCAUGCACUGCAACGAAGAGUAGCCCCCACUUGCCGCAACUAGAGAAAGCCUGCAUGCAGCAACAAAGACCCAACA